AUGUACAGCGCUUCGCAGCUUGUGGCGCUGGGCGUGUCCCUUGCGAUCUGCGCAGCCGCAGUGCUGUAUGCCAACUACUUUGCCGCACUGUUCCCGACACGAGAAGUCUCGCUGAGCGUCACGGAGCAGCAGCAGAUGUUAACGUCGCUGGUCUUCCACGCGUCCAAAAGCGGAGACGCUGCAGCCAACGGCGCUGACAAAGAAACACGCGAUCCUCCACGCCUGGCCUUCUGCUGCAGCGCUGAUUUGGACGUAGCUGUCCCUGCUGUUGAGCUUAUGCAGAGCGUACAGGAGCGCCACCACGAGCGUAUCGGCUCACUCAAAGAGCUCCAAGAGAGUUUUGCCUAUUACUUCUCCUCUGGCGCAGCUGCUGAGCAAAGUAUGCUCUCCCCAGAGCAGUUUAGAGAGGUAGUAGCGCUUGCCGAUGCUCUGCCACAAGUGAAGAGGAAAGUGGGCGGCAAUGCUGCUACAAUGGCCGAAAGAGCGUCAGCAGAGGGUUGCGUGGUGUUGCUGGGUGCAGCUAUGGGCAAAGACAUGAAGCCCUACUUCGUAGACCAGCGUAUUCAACUUGUGGGCCACUUGGAGGAACAUGAGCACGAGGAUGUGCAUCUGGUGCUGGAAUACUCGAGCGGGGACGAGUUCCGAGGACAUAUCUCCCCCCGUGCAAACCGAUAUUACUUGAAUCAUGACAUACACAACGCGCAAUUGUCCGUUCUCGAGGAAUUCGAGAAAUCUCUGGACGCUUUCCAGCCAGACCUGGUGGUCUUCGGUGGGCUGCAAUUGAUGGAGGUGCAGACGGAUGAAAAUGCUCGUCUGACGCGUCUUAAAGCCUUGUCGGAGGUGCUUCAGAACCUCUUUGUGGCCCGGACGCCGACUCAUUAUGAGUUUGCGGCUGUGUCGGACUUUAGUCUCUUCGAUGACACGGUUCGACUCGUGCUGCCCUGGGUGGAUUCCAUUGGUCUAAAUGAGCAGGAGCUCUUUAUUCUACACCACUACCUCGUUACGGGCGAAGAAGGUACAGCUACAACUUCGCGUCCUACCGUGGCGGAAAUUAGCGCUCAACUUCACGACGUCAUACAGUUUGCGUCAAAAGCCAAAAAGAAUUUCCAGACGAACAGCGAAGACAAGGACGCGUCACUAGCGUUGGCGCAACUCUCUCGUAUCCACUUCCAUACAUUGCAGUUCCACAUUGUGUGUCAAAAGACAGGAAGUAUGUGGGAAGACCCCAAGACGGCGCUAGUACAGAGCGCGCUUAUGAGCUCUAAGGUGGCAUGUGGCAAGCCACCAACUCCAGCUGCUUCUGACGACAGCGACAAGCCCAAGCCUAUGCGUACUAGUGCGGAGAUGGAGGUGGAUCCGGAGCGUAUCGAGAUCCUACUGGCUCGCCAGCAACUGCUGAGUAAGCGCCAGGAUCUCAAGGUGGAGCUGGACCCGUUCUCGCCUAUUGUCACGUGGCAAGAGGCCGAUUUCCAGUGCCACCUUGUGCCCAUGUUGGCCUGCAAGAAACCCGACCAUACUGCCGGCUUGGGAGACAACAUCUCCGGCACCGGUGUGGCGUACCACCGCAUCCAGAAGAAGAGUGACGCUAACAACUAA
Molecule: messenger RNA, 1596 nt
Organism: Phytophthora infestans T30-4
Lineage: Eukaryota; Oomycota; Peronosporomycetes; Peronosporales; Peronosporaceae
Exons: 2
Coding region: 1-1596 (531 amino acids)
Biological process (GO): glucose metabolic process
Cellular component (GO): endoplasmic reticulum
Molecular function (GO): ADP-specific glucokinase activity
Source: RefSeq, a predicted model, not a curated record